AUGGCUUGCACUAUUACGCUCAAUCUACGAGAGUCUGCAACAGAGUUGGAGAAAGUAUCGCAUCCCUCCCAUGAUGUCUGGUUCAAGAGCCUGGCGCGGCUGCGCGACGUAGGCCUGGAUAUACCAGGUACUCCGACCCGCGAUUAUAACCAGAAGAUUGCAGAGUACAGCUACUGCUGUGUGGACCAGGAGAACCCUCAGAAAGUGAUUUAUCUUUACCGUGAGUCUGCAACUUAUGUACAAGUCUACACGGCUCUAACAACCUCAGCACAAUGCCCGGAUGAAAAGUUCCAACGCAUCCAGGCCGAGUGUUCGUCUGAGACCUCGACUCUGAACCGCCUACUCUCACCCCUCCUGCAACUCCCCAUUUUGAGAGAGUCUAGUCUUAGACUACCCAAUGACAUCAAACUCAUCUAUCCGGGCGCAGACUCCGGUCCUAAGUGCCUGGAAUUCAUCACCUUUUUGUGUCCCAAGCGUCCUAUGAUGCUGUACCCAUUCCUUGAGCCCCACUGGCCUGGAGCGUCGUGUGCGGGGUUGGCACACGUCCCCGUCAGGUCGUUCUCAACUACGACUAUCGAGUCAUCCAAAGGAGAGAAAAUUCUGUUCUGCUGCAUCGAGUGGAAGAGCCUUCAGGAUCGGGCAAUUUUAUUUGCCGAUACAUCUUUGAGAAAGGGGAUGAAGACUGCCAAUGCAGAGCACCGAGCGGCUGUCAUUCAAGCACUCGGAAAGGCAGAGGAUGACUUGACCUGGGAAGAAGAUCUCCAGGUUUUUUGGGAAAGCACCGGCGCGACCAAUAUCCAGUGUCAGUUUCUAACCGGAGUCUGGGUGAGUGAGGCCUAUUUGGGCUUGGGGAAAGAUGAAGCCAAAAAGCGGCGGCGAUGUGUGAUCUUGUAG
This is a messenger RNA of Penicillium brasilianum, 894 nucleotides long. The record is from the annotation of a GenBank genome assembly. NCBI's taxonomy places the organism in Eukaryota, Fungi, Ascomycota, Eurotiomycetes, Eurotiales, Aspergillaceae.